CGCAGGCGCAGGCGCAGCCGCAGGCGCAGGCGCAGACGCACGCCCGGGGGUGGCGGCACAGCGUGGCGUGACUUCCGGGUGGAAACUGAGGACUUGGGUUGGUGAAGGCUGCAGGCGGGCGUCCCUGCGCUUGGCGUCUACCACCUGUGCUUGCGCCCGCUCUUUAACUCGAGUUCAUCUGGGGUCCUCUUUGGGUUUCUGCACGCGCUGGGCCCGCCGCCUCUCCGCGAGGUACAAAGAAGAGUGUUUGUCAUACAAUUGGAAAGGAAGGCAAAGAAGAUGCUUUUGCUUUAGAUUGGACAACUGAACAGAAAUUGCAAUUUUAGGAUGAAGAGGGGAAGAGGAAGAACAAGCCGGAUCAGAAGACAGAAACUCUUCAGAAGUUCUGUAUCAAGAGGAGUGAAUGAGAGCUGCAAGCCUGAAUUCAUAGAGUUUAAGAAGUGGCUGAAAGGCAGGAAGUUUGAAGAUACAAACUUAAUACCUGCUUGUUUUCCAGGUACAGGAAGAGGGCUGAUGAGCAAAACAUCCCUACAGGAGGGACAGAUGAUUAUUUCGUUGCCCGAGAGUUGCCUGCUCACCACGGACACAGUGAUUAGAAGCUACUUAGGGACGUACAUUGCUAAGUGCCAGCCUCCUCCAUCUCCUCUUCUGGCUCUGUGCACCUUUUUAGUUUCAGAAAAGCAUGCUGGGGACCAGUCUCUCUGGAAGCCUUACCUGGACAUUUUACCAAAGGCCUACACCUGCCCCGUAUGUUUGGAGCCAAAAGUGGUGAAUCUAUUUCCUGAACCUUUGAAGGCAAAGGCUGAAGAGCAGAGAGCCCGUGUGCAGGGGUUCUUUUCUUCCUCCAGAGACUUUUUCUCUUCCCUGCAGCCUCUGUUUUCUGAGGCUGUUGAGAACAUUUUUAGCUACAGUGCCCUCCUGUGGGCUUGGUGCACGGUCAACACCAGAGCUGUGUACAUGAAGCAUGGGCAGAGGAAAUGCUUUUCUCCAGAGCCGGACACCUACGCGCUCGCCCCGUACUUGGAUCUGCUGAAUCACAGCCCAGAUGUCCAGGUAAAAGCAGCAUUUAAUGAGGAAACUCGCUGUUAUGAAGUCAGAACGGCUUCAGGCUGCAGGAAGCAUGAACAGGUGUUCAUCUGCUAUGGCCCCCAUGAUAACCAGCGGCUGCUCCUGGAAUACGGAUUCGUGUCCAUCCAGAAUCCUCAUGCUUGUGUUUAUGUCUCAGCAGAUCUACUUGUUAAAUAUCUGCCAUCAACAGAUAAACAAAUGAACAAGAAGAUUUCUAUUUUGAAGGAUCAUGACUUUAUAGAAAAUUUAACAUUUGGAUGGGAUGGACCAUCUUGGAGGUUACUCACAGCUCUUAAGUUGUUAUGUCUGGAGGCUGAAGAAUUUACAUGCUGGAAAAAAAUACUUCUUGGGGAAAUCAUUUCAGAUACAAAUGAGAAGAGAAGUUUGGUUAUAGCCCAGAAAAUAUGCCAUUAUUUCAUAGAGGAAACCAAUGCUGUGCUGCAAAAGGUUUCUCAUAUGAAAGAUGAAGAAGUGGCUUUGCUAAACCAACUAACUUUGGUAGAAACACUGUGGACAGAAGAGCUAAAGAUUCUGCAGGCCUCUGCUGAGAUUCUAAACAGUUUGCAAACGCCUUUUAGGUGCAUGACACAGUGAUUUGGAAAUUCUGUCCUUUGCUCAGUGCUCACCUCACAUAAUGUAGGUUUUUUCAUCUCUAUUCUGUAAUGUAAAAAGAGGUAAGUGAGAAGGAAUAGUAACCUUGCGCUUCUAGGUGUUGUCAUCUCUGCAUCAUGUCUGGAUCUAUGGCAGCCUCUUUGGGACUAUGAGGGGAGUCAUCCCAAGUCAAUACCAUAAGGAUGGCGGCGUAGAAAGAAAAAAAAGAAGAGAGAGAAAGUUCUUUAUGAGCAACUGAAUAAUCAACCCUGGAGCCUUCCACCCUUUCUCACUCUCCCUCUCACCCCACCCCCCAUCCUAGGUCUCUUGUCAUGUGAAGUAACUCAUGUCUUUAUUACUGAUUUUAGGCAGAAAGGAAAAGGGCAGAGAGUUCUUCCUGCAUCUACUGUUGCUCAAUUGCCUGUAACCCAAAAAGCCCUAUGCUAUAGUGACAUAUUCUGGGGUACAUGUUCCGAUUCAUUUCAACUCCAUUCAACACAGUAUGACGUAUAAUGGAUGACAUUUACUUCCAAGCUGUAUAGACAUAUGUAUAUCUAAUAUAAACACCCAUUCCAUGAGUGGACUCAGAGUUUUGUUAGGUUUUCAGUUAUGUGCAGCUGAAAAUAUCCGAGAGUGAUUAUUGCAUCCUGUGCAAUAGGAAUAUUCCCUGUUUUCUUUCUUUAGUGUCUCCCACUUUCUAUGUCAUCAGGCUAAGAGAACACAGAUUGUGCCUGCAGAAAAGUAGCAUCAAAGGGACCAGACAGUCACUGGCUUCUGUGUAAAGCGGACCAAGUACAGCCUCAAGCUUACAUGGAAUGUAACUUUGCUGAGACCCUUUAGGCUGCCCUGAACAUUAAAAAAUCCUUAAAUCCCUAAGGGGUUUAUCAUUUUUGCCACUUGCAUGAAAGUGGAUAAAAAAAGGACAGAUUGGAUUUGGAGAGGCAGAGUGAGCUUGAAUUGUCACUCACAGAAUGACCGUGUAUGUUCGUCAGGGUUCCGCAGAACACCAGGCCAAUAGAAAUGGUCCCACAUUUUUGCCCCCUGGGACACAUGCCCAAUGUAAUUCCCCUUCGUUAAGUGUGGAUGGGACUGCAAACACAAUGAUUAGGGUAUGUUAUGUGACAUAAGUGUGGGUGCUUUUCAGAUAUAAUUAAGGUUCCAAAUCAGUUGACUUUGAGUUAAUCAAAAGACAGGUUAUUGUAAGUGGGUCUGACCUAAUCAGGUGGGCCCUUAAAAGCGACUGAGCACCUUCUGAAGAGAUAGAUUUGAAGUAUGAGGGGACCUCUGGUGAGGGCUACCUGGCAAGGGCUUGAGAGCAUCCUCUAGUAGCUAGAGUUGUCCCCAGGUGACAACUAGCAAGAAAAUGGGGACCUCAGUCAUCAAGCUCCAAGGAAGUCAAUUCUGUCAACAACUUGAAGCUGCUUGGAAGUGGAUCUUUCCCUCACUGAGCAUCCAAAUGGCGAUGUACUGGGCUAAUAAUGCUUUCAGCCUUGUGAGACUGUCUUAGUCUGCUUGGGCUGCUAUAACAAAAAUACCAUAGACUGAGCGGCUUAACCAACAGGUGUUUAUUUCUCACUGUCGGAGACCUUGGAAGUCCAAGAGCAGCGUCCUGGUGGAUUGUGUGUCUGGUGAGAGCCCUCUUCCUGGUCUGCAGAUGACUGCAUUCUUGCUGUGUCUUCACAUGCUUGACAGAGUGAGCUCUGUCAAACAAGCUCCAGUCUCUUCAUUUUCUGAUAUGACCUCAUUCAAGGCUAAUUAGUUCCCAGAGUUUCCAUGAUGAUUAGGGUUUCAACAUAUGAAUCUGGAGUGAUACAAACAUUUAGUGCAAACUGAGAGCAAAGAACCCAGUUAAAAUGUGUGGAGUCCUAGCCUACAGAAACUAUGAAAUUAAUAAACUGGUACUCCUUGAAGCACUAAGUUUGUGAUAAUAUGUUAUGCAUCAAUAGAAAAUUAAUAUAGGUAACAUUUCAAGUAUCAUUCCUUUAUAUUUGAAAAACUAGGUUUAUGAUCAAUGUAGAAUAAAUUGUGAAAAGUAAUAAUGUUUGACAACUCAGAAAAUUACAUAUAGAUCAAUUCCCCAGCAAAUUGCCUUUUAUUAUUAUUUUUUUCUAUUAAAUGUUUCUAUUAAAAAAAUUUUUUUUUAAUUUUAAAAUUUAAAAAUUAAUUUUUUUAAAAAUUUAUUUUUCUAUUAAAUGUCACUUUUGAGGGGACCCCACAGACAAGGGGCAGUUUUGGGGAGGGUGUAGAGAAUGCAUUUCUAUCUUGCCCCAAAGAGUUGGCCAGGUGUGUUCAGCUGUUGGGAGGCUGUUGCCCCCGAGAGGCCGUCCUCCUGGCCCUGAGAUGGCCUUAGCCCAGAGAUGCCAUAGUCAGCCCUGGCUUGUACACACUCUGGGUGGGGCUCCUUGUGUCAGAGGAAAUCUGCUCCAGGCAAGUGUGUCCAGGUUAAGAAGAACCAUGGAAUUGGGAAAGAUGGCUUCAAAUACACAGGGCCGGUAUCUGGUUAAGUAUUGUUUCUCUUUGGCAUGAGAUACAGUCAUUUCUUGAAACCGUCUUUUUUUUUCCUUAAAGAUUUUAUGUAUUUAUUAGAGAGAGAGAGUGUGAGCACAAGCAGGUGGAGGCAGAGGGGAAAGGGAGAGGGAGAGGCAGGCUCUCCACUGAGCAGGGAGCCCGACACAGGGCUCGAUCCCAGAACUCUGGGAUCAUAACUGAAGCCGAAGGCAGCAGCUUAACUGACUGAGCUGCCCAGGUUUCCCUGAAACCUUACUCAGUAAAAAUUGUUCAGGUUUGCUUGGUAGCUCUGCUUGUCCUUACGCAGCUUGGGCAUCAAUCAUAGUUCUUAGGUAUAGCAUUAAGAUCGUGCCUGAUUCCAUGUUAUUAAACUGGUAACAAAGUGAUUUCUUUAAGAAAAAUGAUCAGAACUACUGACCUUUUAUUAACCUUACCUAAGAAGUUCUUGGGAUUAUUUCUUAUUGUUGCAGGUUGAUAAAGAAUAAUUUUCUUUUCUCUUUUUGGCUUUGAUGGGAUCACAAGUAGUCAUGUGCAUUUCUAGCUUGCUAGAGUACCUUUUCUCUUGUUUUGGGGUUGACAGUGAAAAUGUGAAUUAGAUGGAGGUUUUUUUUUUUUUUUAGUAAAUGUAAAAAAAUGUCCAGUCAUUUGUACAAAUGGUUUAAAAGCCUUGAGAUUUUAGGAAUGUGUAUUUGCAAUUAUUCUCCUUUAAUAAUUAAUCACUAAUAUGUUUUAAUCACCAAGAACAUUGUUUUGAUCAUUAAGAAUUUACAAUGUAAAGAUUAUUUCAAGGUCAAAUUUCAAAUGUUAAUCAUUGUAACCUAAUGCAUGUAAAUCUCUACUGAAUUCGGUUUAAAAAUAAAAAGUAAAUCAUUAAUUCGAGCAAGCAUACUUACUGGAAAUUGUCUUUUAUUAUUCUCUGCUGUGGGUCAAGGUCAUUCUUUAAUCAAACCUCAGUUUGAUCCAGAGUCGUGGGAAGAAAAAUCACUCUUCUCCUCUCUUUCUUUCCCUAAAAAUACAGUUUUUGCAGGGAACCUCUUCCAACUUCCCUUUCUCUUAACCGUUCUCAUCUCAUCUGUAAUUACUGCUGCUGCUGUUUGGAGGGCAGUUUGUGCCACCAGGCACAAGAUACUAAGAAGUUAUAUGACUUUGCUUGCCGGUCGGGUAUUUUUGCUUGUUGCUUUGAUAUAAAAGCUUUGUAUGGUAUCAUCCUUUGCUUGAAUGGGCAUCCUGAUUUCUGAGGCCUUCUGCUUAACUGUCUUCUAACCAGGGACCGUGUGGGGUAUAGGUUGCCAGCCUGGGUUCUAGAUGGAGCCUCACUUGGGUUUGGCUCCUGAUGUACCACUAACUAGUUCUGGAACCACGGGAAGUUCUCAGUCACCCUCCUGUGCUUCUUCCUCUUCAUCUGUAAAUGGGGACAGGCAGAGUACUGAUGUCCAGGGGCUGUUUUGAGGAUGAAAUGUACCUCAGCAGGCAACCAAGGCUGGCAGUUGUGUAGGGGCAUCAAUUUAACUCCUACUACUGAGAAAAUGUGAUGCCUUCAUUGUGGCUGCAUGAUCCAAUUUCCCCCUCAGCCCGCCCCACAGGUUACUGGGUAAAAUCUGGCUUUUAGUCCGGUCCAGUUUAAAUUUUAUCUCAUCCGAUUUAAUUUUAAAAACCUCAAUAGAAUUUAAAUGGCUUCUUUAGGCAAUUGCCUGAGGAGAAACAUGGUCCAGUAGCCUCUCUUGUUUCUUUCCCUAAAAUGGUAUUGGGUGGGAGGAGGGGUUUUUUGUUUACAGUUCUACCCUCCCCAUGCUGGUUCUUCUGUCUGUAACUGGUGAAUUUGCAGCCUGUCGCAUGCACUGUCUCUGGGACACAUCUACUGACUCUGUCUUAUUGGCUUUUGCUACCUGCAGGCUUCUGAGCCCGAUUCUCUACCUGGCUGCAGGCCGGGAAUCCAUGUGGCCCAGGCUGGCUGAUCUUCAAGGCAUCUUCUAGAAUGACCACGCUUAUCAGUGCUGCCAGAUUUUGCAGGAUGUAUCCAGUCCCUGAAUUGGAAUGUGGGACAGCCUGUAAGCUGGUUCCUAUACCUUUAUAUAGCUAGAACUCUGUCCUGGAUAUCCUCACUUAAAAAACAGUCUACCUGUUGGCUUAUAGUUGUGGACUUCAUGUUUCUGUCUUCCCCAGCCCCCAUUCAUAUGUUGAAACCUUAACUCCUGGUGGGAUGGUUUUGGGGCCUUUGAGAAGUUGUUAGGUUUAGAUGAGGUCAUGAGAGUAUAGUCCCCAUAUUGGGAUUAGUGCUCCUAUAAGAUGAGGAAGAGCCCAGAGCUCCUGGUCUCCCUCUGCCAUGUGAGGACACACACCAAGAAGAGGGAUGUCUCAAAGAGACACGGCAGGAAGAGAGCUCUGACCAGAACCUGACCGUGCCGGCACCCUGAUCUCAGAUCUCCCAACCUCCGGAACUAUAAAAGAGAAAUGUUUUUUGUCUAAGCCACUCAAUCUAUGGUAUUUUUUAUAACAGCCAGGGUGGAGGAAGGCACUUAUCUUGCUGUCCUGCCCCUGGGCCCACUUCUCCUCACCACAGUUCACUCAGGGCCAAAAUGGAGCAGAUUCUGUCUAGGCCUCCAGGAUAAAGACCCCAUGGCUCAGUCUUCUAAGCCUGGCUGUUGAUUUGCUACUGGGGGGAUAAGGAAAACUGGAUGCCCUUUGUUAGGACAAUACCCCAGCCCGAAGGGCCAUUUCUCACUGCAACAUCAUCACUUUCAGUGCACAAAAGUGAACACUAUGUCAGCCUAUCUCUUUGCAUGUCUUCUAUCCCCAUUCUCCCCCUAGACGGGAUGGAUGUCUCAGAGAGAGAAAGAGAAAGAGAAAGCAAAGAGAAAGAAAAAAAGUGGGGCCGGGAAAGCACAUCAAUACUUUCUAAACUGUUACCCUUAUAGCACUGAUGCGGGACUGAAGUUUCUUGCAGGCUGAGACUGGGCCGCACACUUGCCAGGGCCCUACCCAGGACCAAACACAGUUUUUGGUCACAAUGCAGUAAAUAAUUGGUGAAGGAAUGAUGAGAACGGGGAGUAUCUUUAGAGUUUCCUAUGAACAAAUGUGGAUGGACUUCUCAAACAGCUUGUCAGCAGUUACUAGCAGAUGUCUCCUAGAUAUUUUACCAUGAAGAAAUAAUGGGUCCCUUGCUACUUGUGAAGAGAGUAACUCUUUGAAGUGAACGGAAGGGGAGUUUUUCCCUUUUCUCCAUGAACAGCAGAAUUAAAGGAACGAUAAACUCUUGUCAAAGCAAAAACUGCCCUGGACAAUGUUGAACAGCCAGGGAUGACUUUAUUCAAGACUGUCACAAUGGUGGCGAGACUAGAAUGAAGUCUGAACUCAGUGCUACGGAAACAAAGGGCAGGAACUAACGGCUGGAAAGGGCUAGUGGAGGAGGUUAGCAGGAGGUUGAUCUGAUGGAUCUGAUGUGAUACAUAGGGCACAUUGGGCCUAAUGUCCUCCAUGUUCUGAUGCUACUACCAGCCAUAUAAGUAUUGAAUCAAAUACUCGAAGAUAAAAUAGGUCAUAUACAUACAGUUUUUUUUUACUACAAAGACAAGUCUUUUCUACGGGCUAUUUGUUCUUGUGUAUCCCUCACAAUUCUGUUUACCCCCCAUCAUCCCGCUUCGGUAAUAAUUAUUAGUAGGUCUUCAUUGCUAUAAUUCUCCAGCAGUAGUGAAGUUAAAUAGAAAACGUUCAUGGGAGGUCAGACACACUGGAUACAGAUGUAGGCAUCUAAAGUAGCAUGGAUUUGGGGCUUAAAAGAACCCAGUGUUGGAAACAAGGAGAAAAUGAUGGAGAAAGCAAAGAAAAACAGAAAAUUUAAGCUACCAGUAUUGGUUAGGCCACAAAGACACUGAUGUUACGGGUCAAGUUAAAAUAGAGUAAUAGCUUCAACUUCUCCACCAGACUAUAGAGUUUUUAUAUUUGUCUUAGUCGAAACAAGCUUUUCUGUAAAUGUGUAUUAGUGUAUGCUCUGUUAAGGCCUGCAUUGUGUUCCUCCAAAUUCAUAUUUUGAAGCUCUAAUUUUCAUUGUGACUCUAUUUGGAGACAGUCCCUUUGAGGAGAUAAUUAGGGCUGAAUGAGAGUGAUGGUUAAAUUUAUGUCAACUUUACUGGGCUAAUAGAUGCCCAGAUAGUUGGUAAAACAUUAUUUCUGUGUUUGAGAGUGUUUCCGGAAGACAUUAGCAUUUGAAUUGGUGAACUAUCUAAAGCAGAUGGCCCUCUCCAGUGUGGGUGGUCAUCAUCUAGUCAUUGAGGGCCCAAAUAGAACAAAUGGGCAGAGGAGGGUGAAUUUACCCUCUGCUAGAGCUGAGCCUCCAACAUUGACAGUCUUGGUUCUCGGGCUUUUGGACUCACUUUGGGACUUAGAUGAUCAGCCUUUGUUUUCAGGCCUUUGAACAUGAACUGUUUAUUAUACUACUGGCAUUCCUGAUUCUCCAGCUUGUAGACAGCAAACUCUGGGAGUUCCUGGCCUCCACAACCAUGUGAACCAAUUCCUAUAAUAAGUCUCCUUCUUGGAGAAUUCUAGCUAAUACAAUGGAGUCCUGAGUCUGGGGUCCUACUUCAAGAGUACUGGUUUCCUUACAAGAAGAGGUGGAGACAUAGGGAUGUGUGCACGCAAACGAAAGGCCAUGUGAGGACACAGCGAGAAGAUCCAUGUACAAGCCAGGGAGCAAGGUCUCAGGAGAGAUCAAACCUGUUGACACCUUGAUCUUGGACUUCCAGCAUCUAGAAUGGUGAGAAAUAAAUGUCUGUUGUUGAUGCCCCCCA
This is a messenger RNA of Mustela lutreola (European mink), 8951 nucleotides long. RefSeq names its product SET domain containing 4 (gene SETD4). NCBI's taxonomy places the organism in Eukaryota, Metazoa, Chordata, Mammalia, Carnivora, Mustelidae. The coding region runs from base 328 to 1662 and encodes 444 amino acids. The transcript has 13 exons. Gene Ontology annotation, molecular function: transcription coactivator activity; histone H3K4 methyltransferase activity; histone H3K36 methyltransferase activity. Gene Ontology annotation, biological process: peptidyl-lysine monomethylation; peptidyl-lysine trimethylation; positive regulation of transcription by RNA polymerase II. The record is from RefSeq and is a predicted model, not a curated record.